Molecule: messenger RNA, 2851 nt
Organism: Aspergillus steynii IBT 23096
Lineage: Eukaryota; Fungi; Ascomycota; Eurotiomycetes; Eurotiales; Aspergillaceae
Product: putative SWI-SNF complex subunit
Exons: 2
Coding region: 1-2364 (787 amino acids)
Biological process (GO): regulation of transcription by RNA polymerase II; chromatin remodeling
Cellular component (GO): nuclear chromosome; SWI/SNF complex; nucleus
Molecular function (GO): transcription coregulator activity
Source: RefSeq, a predicted model, not a curated record
AUGCCGUCACCCGACGUCCCUCACACGGGAAACCUCCCUGGCGAUGUCCAGCCCGACAGUCAUUCCGGCGAUGUUACCGCUGAAUUCUUGACGGAUCCGUCGACGAAUGGAUCGGAUGCGAUCUCGGAGGGGAAACAGAACGCAAAGGCGGUGCUGGCAGCUUCGGGCGUACCGUCCUCCGCCGAGGCCGGCCAGGACGCGUCGAAUGGUGAUCCGUCGUCGGGGUCUCAGUCUCACAACUCAAAUGGCUUAGCAUCGAGCAAAAAGCGGUCGCGAAACGGCUCCACGGCUCACUCCACGGAAGAGCUACCCGUACGGGUGCGCGAAACGCCCGCGGACAAGAUUCUGCUGGAGCAGUACGUAAACCGCGAGUUCCAACAUUCGGCCUUGGUGGCCUGGCAGAACCCGAGCCAAGAAAUCGCGCACCAAAAACGCGCCGAACGCGAUUACUUCCUCACUAUCCGACGCGAAAAUCAUAUGAACCCGGCUGCCCUCUACGGAGUGGGAUACGAAGGAUUCGGAAACCCUCGGACGGAUUUGCGAGGGCAACAUCCCCAGCUUUUGUACCCGUCCAACCGUCGUCGACCAGGGAACCGAAGGACGCGGGAGUUGCGGAUCUCCCGAAAAGACCUGAAGACGCAGAGCGACCAAAUAGAGAACCUGGUGCCGAUUCGGUUAGACAUCGACUGGGACAAGAUCAAAAUCCGAGAUACCUUCACCUGGAACCUGCAUGAUCGGGUCGUCUCCCCCGACCUGUUCGCCGAAAAGCUGGCCGAAGACCUGGGCCUCCCGCUCGAAUCCUGUGGUCCGCUCAUUCGGAUGAUGUCGCAGAGCAUCCAGGAGCAACUCUGUGAUUACUACCCCCAGAUCUAUAUGGAAGAAGAACCCCUCGACCCUCACCUCCCGUACAGUGCCUACAAAAACGACGAAAUGCGCAUUCUUGUAAAAUUAAACAUCACCAUCGGCCAGCAUACGCUGAUAGAUCAGUUCGAAUGGGAUAUUAACGACCCCCUCAACUCGCCGGAAGAAUUUGCCGCGCGCAUGACCGACGACCUCUCUCUCUCCGGUGAAUUCACCACUGCGAUUGCACACUCCAUUCGUGAACAAUCGCAGCUAUUCACCAAAUCGCUCUACAUCCUCUCUCACCCCUUCGACGGGCGUCCCAUCGAAGAUCCCGAUCUCAAAACCGCUCUCCUACCUUCUCCCGUGAUCUCUCCCUUCCGACCCUUCCAGGCGGCCAAGGAAUUCACGCCGUAUCUGUAUGAACUGAAUGAAGCAGAAUUGGAACGCACCGAAGUGUCCAUAUCGAGAGACCAACGAAGACAAAAACGCUCGGUCAACCGGCGCGGCGGACCGGCACUCCCCGAUCUCAAGGACCGUCAACGAACGAUUCGGACGAUGCUCGUCUCGUCGGUCAUUCCCAACACGGCCGCAUCCAUCGACGAAAGCAACGUGUUCAAGCGGUCAGGGUCGAGUCGACACCGACGCGCCGCGGUCGGAAUGCGUGACGGUGGUGAUGAUUCCGAAGACUCGGAUAGCGACGAAUCGUCGAUCACGGCCUCGCCCGCCAUCGGUCCCCAUCUGGCCCAGGGCACUGCGCGCACACGAGGUAUGCGAGGGGCCGCCACUGCAGCGCAUGCGGCCCUGCGCGCCAACCUCGGCCAAUCUGCCACUCCAGAACCUCACCACGAAAGCAGAGUUUCGGCCCGACGACGCGACUAUCGAGAGGAGAGUGUCGAAGAGACUGAGCGGUUGAUUGUCAAACUCAAGAUCAACCGGGAAAGAUUCCGUCAAUACCUCACCCAUGGCCCUCAGGCGGUAUCCGGCCUUUCGGCGUCGACUCCAGGCGCUCAGCUGCCCUCACAACAAAGCACGCCUGGGGUGCAGACUCCCGUUCAGAGUUCUAUGGCGCCGCCGUCACAACCUCAGCCUCAAGCUCGAGUACCAAGUGUCGGUACUCCCACGCAACGAAAUGCUCCCGCUCAACAAAUCGGAGCGAUAGAUGCUGUUCAACCCCCUCAGCCGGGUGUCUCUGGGCCUCCGCCUCCAAAUUGGCUUGCAGCGGGACUCGCGCGAUUGAAGCGCUCGUAUCCCAACGAUUCCUUCGAAGGUGUCAUGCGCUACACCGCUGUUGAUACCGAAACGAUGCUCCCGGUAGCAAGUUCGAGCACCCAACCGGGGCACAAGCUGAAAUAUCAAUACCUCCCUCGCAUCCGGUGCCACGACUGUCCAGGGAAGCUGUACACUCCCGGUCCCGCCACCACGGUCGACAAUUUCGAAGUUCAUCUGAGAAACCGACAGCACAAAGAACGGGUGGAAGAAAGACUCGCCCGGAAUGCCGGUGCCGGAGGCAAUGCAUCAUAAAGUCAUGAGUCAAUGGUGAAUCGUUUUUUCUUUUCUUCCUUCCUCGCUUCUAACAUGAAUGUACACUUUUCCUUUUUUGUGGGGUUACCCAUCCUCAUUUUUUCCCUCCUUCUCUCCUUGUGUUUUUAUCAUCAUGGGAAAGCCACUCUCCACCUGGGUUGGUUACUUGAUCUUGUUGAUUGUGAUGUAUAUGAUUUUAAGCGACUUGAACGGUCUUGGAAGUUUUACCUCCUUCCUCCUGGUCUUUCGAUUGUUGAUUGUGUUUGAUACUCUUAAAUCAGCUUGGGUUAUGGUGUUCUCCCUCGGCUGAUCCUAUUACUACUAUCCCCCCUACCUACUUCUGUGACACUUUUGUCCAUGGUCGGCGUAAAUACAUUUUUAUUUCUCUCCUUCUCUUUCUGGAUAGGCAGCAACCAGACCAUUGUACCUGAUCCGUCUGAUGUUGGGAAUAUUCUGCGUUGCAAUCAUGCAAUCUAUACAAAGAUUU